AUGGCGACUGGCAAGAAGAGAUUGUUGAUUGUUGGCGCCGGCGCUUCGGGUCUUCCAUCGCUUCGUCAUGCGCUCAUGCAUCCGGAGAUUGAAGUGGUGUGUCUCGAAGGCAGCGGCGAGAUCGGCGGCCUCUGGCGAUACAAGCCCGAGGAGACGCAACUCUCGUCGGUGAUGAAGUCGACGGUCAUCAACACGUCGAAGGAGAUGACGGCGUACUCGGAUUUUCCGCCGGAAUCGCGAAUGGCCAACUUCAUGCACAAUCGCGAGAUGCUGCGAUACUUGUCGAUGUACGCGGACCACUUCGAUUUGAGAGCGCACAUUCGAUUCAAUCACAAGGUCGAGGCGAUCGAGAGGAACGACGAUUACGAGGCGACCGGCAAAUGGAGAGUCGCCUAUGUCGAUGACAAAGGCGGCCGACACACCGAGGUGUUCGACGGCGUCAUGCUGUGUCACGGACAUCACACGAUUCCGCACUGGCCGGCCAAGUUUCCGGGACAGGACGAGUUCAAGGGCAACAUCAUCCAUUCGCACAGCUACAAGGACCAUCGCGGCUACGAGGAUCGCGUUGUCGUCGUCGUCGGCGUCGGAAAUUCCGGCGGCGACGUCGCCGUCGAACUCUCGCGAAUCGCCAAACAAGUCUAUUUGGUGACGCGACGCGGAACUUGGGUCUUCAAUCGCAUCUACGACUAUGGACAACCUGUGGAUCUGGCCCUUAAUCGAAAGUUCCUGACUGAUAUUCAUAGAGUGCUGCCUGAAUGGGUCUCGAAUGCUCUAAUGGAGCGCAAGUUGAACAAGAGAUUCGACCAUAAUGCCUAUGGACUUAAACCGCAACACAGAGUCUAUGGAGCUCAUCCGACUAUCAAUGACGAGCUACCGAAUCGAAUCGCGUGUGGAACUGUGAGAAUCAAGCCGAACAUCGCCAAGUUCACCGAGCAUGGAAUUCUGUUUCAAGACGGCACGAAACUCGAGCACGUCGAUGACGUCAUCAUGUCGACCGGCUAUUCGUUCGAGUGCAAUCUCGUCGAGAAUGGCAAGCUGAUCGAGGUGGUCGACAACAAGGUCGACCUCUACAAAUACAUGUUGCCAAUCGUGACAGCGGACCAUAACACGCUAUCAAUCAUCGGAUGCGUUCAGCCAUUCGGAUCAAUCAUGCCGCUCUCCGAACUCCAGGCGCGUGUGUUCCUUGAGGAAUUCACCGGCAAACACGUUCUCCCCUCGAAAUCGGAGAUGAUUCGCGACGUCGAGACGAAGCGAGAGCAAAUGGCGAAGCGCUUCGUCGCCAGUCGCCGUCACACAAUCCAAGUCGACUACGUCAACUAUGCCGAUGAGUUGGCGCGUCUCAUCGGCGCCAAUGUCGACCUCAAACGGCUCCUAUUCAACGAUCCGAUGCUGGCCUACAAGGUCUACUUCGGACCAUGGGUCCCAUACAUCUUCCGGCUAAACGGUCCCAACAAAUGGGAAAAUGCUCGCGACGCCAUAAUGGGCGUCGAUGAGCGAGUGAGCCUCGGCAACACCGACGGAAAGGAAGUCAAGUCUGAAGAGAGCAACACUUUGUUCUAUUUAUUCGCUUUCGCCUUCGUGCUUCUUCUCAUUAUUAUUGUAUUCUAA
Molecule: messenger RNA, 1608 nt
Organism: Caenorhabditis bovis
Lineage: Eukaryota; Metazoa; Nematoda; Chromadorea; Rhabditida; Rhabditidae
Source: the annotation of a GenBank genome assembly